This is a messenger RNA of Eremomyces bilateralis CBS 781.70, 2466 nucleotides long. RefSeq lists its product as uncharacterized. The record is from RefSeq and is a predicted model, not a curated record. Lineage: Eukaryota; Fungi; Ascomycota; Dothideomycetes; Eremomycetales; Eremomycetaceae. The transcript has 4 exons. Bases 247 to 2253 code for a protein of 668 amino acids.
GCCCUUUUGAUUGAACCCAUGUUUUCAGCCCUUCCACGCUCGCUCUUUCUCGCAAGCCGCAAUUCAUGGGAGCGGCGAGCGAGAACUGACCUAAUUUCCCGCACGGGCGAGCAAGAGAAGGAGUACGCUUUGCCAUAUAUAAAGGUGCCAGCUAUUCCAUUAUCCUCCUUCUCAAAGAGCACCGACUCCUCACACUUUUCAGUGAUACACUUUCGUCCAGCAGCGAGGUAGUCCCAAAAGGCGAACAUGACGGCCACUACAGCUCCUUGCUCCUCCGAUACUCAAUCACACUUUCGCCGGUCUGAUAACUUUCGCUAUUAUUCGGGACUCCCAAAGAGCCAGCGACCGAAAACUCGGACGCCAAAUUCCGGACACGGGGCCGGUGACUCUACGAACACCUUAUGGACUGAUAUUGAUGAUAUCCUAGAGUCCGAAGGCUUAACGAGGUCAAAUCCGGCACAGCAAUCAGCGGGCGGGGCAUCCACAGGGAACUGUCCAGACACGGCCAUCCUCGUUGAAAACAGCGAGUCCUACACUGGUUCUGAAGAUGAGCUGCCUGCUCUGAACGUAUUGCUCAGUGCGGGCUCGCAAAGACCGGAACUCAGUGGCUCGUCGGCCGCGGAUAGAGCCCGUGAUUCGAGCUCGUCACAAGCGAUAGAGAGCGGUGAUAUCCUGCCACCUGGACAAAAUGACGAACCCUCCAAUGGUGUCGACGUGCCCCGGAGUGGUACCGACAUGUCCCACGAUCGUGCUAUGGAUGACAGCGUCUCAGUAGCAGAUCAUACGCGACUACCAAUUGAGAGCCUUGUGCAAUCUACCGAAACGGCUGAAUCUACUAACCUGCAACCUUUAGAGGAAACGGAUGGCAAUACCAACGAAAACAAUGACCCUAUAAUUAAUCCAUCGUCCAUUAAACAGAGGAAGUGGACCCGUUCCUCCUCCCGCACGACCCCGCCCGCCGACCUCAAUGCUGCGCGCGGCGCGAGAUCUCAACACCAGAUUGAUAGCCAACCGUUGGAGGAGCCGCGUCCGGCGAAGCGGUCCAGACGAUCUCGCUCCGGCGAGCCGCCACCGCCCGACACCGUGGCCCCGAAUAUUGGCUUUGACUCUUCAGGGCGGUGCGAGACUCCACGCAUAUGUCAUCGUGUAGAAAGGCAACUGUCGGGCUCUGGCGAUGCCGAGAUAUCUCCCCAAAACGAUGACGAGGGCGAUGCAGCGAAUAAUAGAGGAAGGGGGCGCAGCGAGCACAUAAACCGCGACCGUUCCGGCAACCGUGUGCUGACCAGCACUAGUCCACCACCGGCCCCGUCUCCCCAUACAAUACGAGCGUACCAGCGACGCGAGACCGACGAUCCCAUUCAGGAGCAUAGCCAGCUAAGAGACACUGCUGACUAUGGUCGUUGCUAUGGCUAUGACACAGACGAAGUGCACGCCGUGGAUGAUGACCACGGAAUAAGGUCGCUGAGACCGCCACUGGGGCGACGGCAUCGAGGCAAGAUCCAGCGUAGGCGUCAGCCAUUCCAAUCAAAUGCCGGGAGGAAUACUCCCACGUUCCCACGGGAUCAACGGGCCACACGCCCCCCGAGCAGUCCGAAUCCCGACCACCCCGCAGCCAGAAGAAACGAUGGAGACAACCGCGACGGCGACGACAGCGGGCCCGUUACCGUGGCCCGGUUUAAUGUGACCGACAUUUCUCUUCGUCCAACUCCCGGUGACACUUUCUUGGCAGCUACGGUUAAGGCCGAUGGCGAUAUCGGGGUGAUCUCUUAUAGCAAGCUGCUCACGCUUAUAGAGAAUAUUUUGGGCGUACCGAAGAUACAAGACAUAACGCUCAAACCGCUCGCAGCAGGACAAUGGCUGCUCACCGGUUUUAUUCGCAAUCAUUAUCUCAAUGCCGGCGUCACCACACAGCACGAGGUCACAUCGAAUCCGCGAAGAGAUACUACUGAGGCCACCGUCCCCAUGGCAAACACUUCGGACUCAGAGGAUGACUGCAGCGUUGGUAGGAGCGAUAGCACCGUCAGCGACGAUGAAGCUGGCGAUGAGAAGUACAUUGACCAAGGUAUAGACGGCGGAACACGCCGUCGGUGGGAACCUUUAGAGGAGCAGCGUUUGUUGGCUUACAAGGCCGAGGGGAAGCCAUGGCCAUGGAUCUUUCGAAAGUUCCCGGACCGGACGCCGGGCGCUGUGCGCGUCCGCUGGCACAUGUUGCAUCGGUCACAGGAAGCAGCGAACGACGCAACGGAGCUGUAGCGCCACGGCGAUGCAUUAAAUCGUAAUGUUCGACAGGAGAUACUGUAGAGAUGAUCGCGAGCUGCGAAAUUGAAGAAAGCCACCUGCAGGAUUGGCUUCUGCUCGGCGUGCAUGCAGCCAGUGAGCUGCAUACAAGGUAGCAACCGCAUUAUCAUUGGUGAAGAAAUUUGGGAUGUAUCGGCUGCCUAUGAUGUUGUCCAUGAAAUAUACGCA